Messenger RNA from Aureobasidium subglaciale EXF-2481, 858 nucleotides. RefSeq lists its product as uncharacterized. Gene Ontology annotation, biological process: Golgi organization; endoplasmic reticulum to Golgi vesicle-mediated transport; endoplasmic reticulum organization. NCBI's taxonomy places the organism in Eukaryota, Fungi, Ascomycota, Dothideomycetes, Dothideales, Saccotheciaceae. The annotation marks the transcript as partial. The record is from RefSeq and is a predicted model, not a curated record. The transcript has 2 exons. Gene Ontology annotation, cellular component: COPII-coated ER to Golgi transport vesicle; Golgi membrane; endoplasmic reticulum-Golgi intermediate compartment. Gene Ontology annotation, molecular function: D-mannose binding.
CUUCGUACGCAUUCUUUGGUGCAGCCUUACCUCGACUCGGAUCUCCAGAGCAGAUGGUGGGACUUUGGCGGCGACACCAUCAUCCGCGCCGACAAGCACAUUCGUCUUUCCUCGGAUCGUCCUUCACAGUCCGGCUGGAUCUACUCGAGAGUCCCUUUGACCGCUACCAACUGGGAGAUUGAGGUUGAAUUCGACAUCAACGGCCAGGGCAACCUCUUUGGUGAUGGUUUUGCCAUGUGGGUGACCACGGAUAGAGCGCAACAAGGUCCCGUCUUUGGCAACAAGGACCUGUUUGAGGGACUGGGUAUCUUCUUCGACACAUACAAGAACAACAGACCCGGUGUUGUUUUCCCUUAUGUCAUGGCUAUGCUCGGCGACGGCCACACUGCCUACGACCAGGCCCACGACGGCAAGGCCAACGAGCUCGCUGGCUGCUCGGCACGCGGUCUCCGCAACGCAAACAUUCCCACCAAGGCUCGCGUAACCUACUUCCAGGAGAAGUCGCUCCGCCUCGAGUUGAUGUACAAGAAAGAAGACGAAUGGACCCCUUGUUUCGAAGUCCCCGGUGUCAAGCUCCCCGGCGUUACCUACCUCGGUUUCUCCGCCGAGACUGGUGAGCUCUCAGAUAACCACGACAUUGUCAAGGUCGAGACCAAGAAUUUGUACAGCCCGAGCGGCGCUGCUGGUACACCAAAGGACUACAGCAAGAAUGCAUAUAGACCGAACCAAUACACGAAGAAGGAGGGUGGUGGUUGGGGCUGGUUCUUCCUCAAGUUUGUUCUUUUCGGCUUGGCCGUGACUGGAGCUUAUGUUGGAUACACCAUGUUCCGCGCAAACAGAAGACGAGACAGAUUUUGA